This is a messenger RNA of Moneuplotes crassus, 1218 nucleotides long. The record is from the annotation of a GenBank genome assembly. Lineage: Eukaryota; Ciliophora; Spirotrichea; Euplotida; Euplotidae.
AUGAAGAAUAGGAAGGUCAAUCCAAAACCUGAUACAGCAGAGACAGCCAGGAAGGCAAUGAAUAAGAGAAAUAAAAAGAGCGGAGGAGAUCCCAACAUGCCAUAUUAUUAUGUCUUGGGAGGCUUCGGAGGUCUCAUGGUAGUCAUUGUUCUCUAUUUCGUGCUCAAUCCUAAAGAAUCAUUUUUGGAUAAGCAAGUUGUUGACCAAAAUGAGUUUAUGAUCAAUAAUUUGCAUAAUCAGAUGUUCACUGCUGGUCCUAAUGAGCAGUUUGAAGGAUAUACAAUGAAUGAAGCUCGAAGGUUCUUUAAUAUUGGUAUCUCUGAAACCCCUAAUAUGAACACUUGUCCUCCUAAAGAAGAUAUUGCCAUUCCAGAUGAGUAUGAUUUUACAAAGGAUCCCAAACGUGAGCACUGCGUCGAUAAAGAAGUUAGAUCUACUGGAAACUGUACAGCGGGUCAUGUCCUUAGUGUUAUCUCUACUGUUGAGGACCGUAUUUGUAUCCAAGGAAAAGAGGGAGAUAGGUUCAGACUCUCAGCCCAGGAUACAAUUUCUUGUGAUUCAAACAACUUCUAUUGUGACGGAGGAUAUGUAACUCAAGCUCUUGAAUAUGGUACAAAGUAUGGAUAUGUCAAAGAAGAAUGCUUUCCAUAUGAAGGCAAAAACACCACCUGUCCAGUUGAUCCAAAUCAGUGAAGAGAGGAUAAAGAGGCUUAUCACUUAUUAGGAUACUGUAUCGUGCAAGGUCCGAUUGAGAUCAAAAAAGAAAUUCUCAAGAAUGGUCCAGUUAUUGCUCCAAUGACUCCAUUCACAGAUUUCUUGACAUAUAAGGAAGGAAUUUAUCAUCCACAGGAAUCAGCAUUCAAGUUUAAUGGACAACAAGCCCUCAAAAUUGUUGGUUGGGAACAAACUCUUAAUGGAGAAGCAUGGAUCAUUGAGAACUCUUGGGGACCAUCCUGGGGAGAAAAAGGGUAUGCUAAAGUAAUGGCUGGAAUUCGAGAUAUCGGAUUAGAUUAUAUUGGUAUUGCCCCAAUGCCAACUGGAAGCAAUGCAGCAGAUUGGGAAGUAGAAUCAGAAAAGCUGAGACAAGACUAUGCCAAAUAUGCUGAAGCUCAAAAAGCUGAAACCGAACAGGUAGAAGGUAUUGAGGUAGAAGAAGUAGAUGCAUAAGCCAGUGAAAAUGCAGAAUAAAUAAACAGCUGUUAAAUUUAAAUCUCAAUA